CAAGUGACAGGACGAGAGGAAAUGGCCUCAAGUUGUUCCAGGGGGAAAACCUCUUCACAGAAAAGGUGGUCAAGAACAGAACCAGGCUGCCCACAGAAGUGAUUGAGUCACCAUCCUUGGAGGAAUUUGGGCCACAGAAGAAAAUUGAAUAUGAUGAAGAACGAAGAAACAAGUUUUAAUGUGGAAAAUGCCCAAGCCUCUCCCUUCUCCCGCUGCCUGCAGCCGCUCAGCCCCAUUACAAAGCCACACAGAGCAACUCAAUUUGAUGAAGAAUUCAGAACACACCUCUCACAUUUCCGCUAUGGUCCUUCUCCUCUUGAAAACAUAGAAGCAUUACAAGGGUCCUUGGAAGGAGGGUCUCGUAAACGCAAGAGCAUGCCAACAAAAGUGCCUCCUCCCAUCACCCUUGAGGACUCCUCAUCAUCACCAGAGAGGCCUGAAGAUCACAAUGACAUAGGGUCUUCAAGUCUCCCCUUGGUGUUCCAACAACCAGCUCAGCCCAAGUACAGUUCCCAGAUGAUUGACCUCUGCAACUUUGGUUUUCAAUUCUACAGAACUCUGGAGCAUUUUGGAGCCAAACCCAUUAAGCAAGAACCGGUGAAGCCUAACAUGGCAUGGUCCAGUAGCCCACCAUUCAUGCAGGCUCCUUACCCUUAUUAUCCUAAAGUCCACCCUGGCUUAAUGUUUCCUUUCAUUGUACCACCAAACUUUCAUUUCAGGAACCCUUUUCAAAUGAAAAGACCCCCAGAACCACCCUUCAGGAGGGCUGAAGUAAGAGAAAGUGGUGAAAACAAGCAGAAAGUGGAAAGAGUAGACGUCAACCUUCAGAUAGAUGACAGCUACUAUGUUGAUGUGGGGGGCGAACAGAAACGCUGGCAAUGUCCCAUGUGCGAGAAGUCCUACACAUCCAAGUACAAUUUGGUCACCCAUAUCUUGGGUCACAGCGGCAUUAAGCCGCAUGCUUGCACCCGGUGUGGCAAGCUUUUCAAGCAGCUCAGCCACUUGCACACGCACAUGUUGACGCACCAGGGCACUCGGCCGCACAAGUGCCAGGUGUGCCACAAGGCUUUCACCCAGACCAGCCACCUUAAGAGACACAUGAUGCAGCACAGUGACAUCAAACCUUACAACUGCAGGAUCUGCGGCAGGGGUUUUGCCUACCCCAGUGAGCUGAAAGCACAUGAGUCUAAGCACGAGAGCGGACGAGAGAACAUUUGUGUGGAGUGUGGUCUGGACUUUCCAACUCUGGCCCAGCUGAAGAGACACCUGACCACCCACCGUGGCCCUAUACAGUACAAUUGCACCGAGUGUGAUAAGACCUUCCAGUACCCAAGUCAGCUGCAAAACCACAUGAUGAAGCACAAAGACAUCCGCCCGUACAUCUGCACUGAAUGUGGCAUGGAGUUUGUGCAGCCCCACCACCUGAAGCAACACUCCCUGACUCACAAGGGUGUGAAAGAGCACAAGUGUGGAAUUUGCGGCCGGGAGUUUACCCUGCUGGCCAACAUGAAACGACAUGUCCUGAUCCACACCAAUAUCAGAGCCUAUCAAUGCCAUUUGUGCUUCAAGAGCUUUGUGCAAAAGCAGACUCUCAAGGCCCACAUGAUUGUUCACUCUGAUGUCAAACCCUUUAAAUGCAAGCUGUGUGGAAAGGAGUUUAACAGAAUGCACAAUUUAAUGGGACACAUGCACUUGCACUCAGACAGUAAGCCAUUUAAGUGCCUCUACUGUCCCAGCAAAUUCACCUUGAAGGGGAACCUCACCAGGCACAUGAAAGUCAAACAUGGGGUCAUGGAAAGAGGAUUUCACUCUCAAGGCUUUGGAAGAGGAAGGAUUGCUCUGUCCCAGACAAAUGUCUUGAGAAGCUUGGAACAGGAAGAGCCAUUUGAUCUUUCCCAGAAAGGCCAAGGGAAGGGAAUCUCAUUUCAUUCUGAUGGCGAGAGUGCCAAGGGGAGCUCGUGCCAGGAAGAGGAGGAAGACAACUGCUACGAGGCAGAGCGGUACAGCCCUGCCAUGUACCAUCAUGAUGACAGCAAGCUGUACAUGGCUCAAGAUCUCUCUGGCAAGCCUGAGUGCAUGAUGAAGGACUUCAGAGAGUCCUACUGCAGUGAGAAGGAAGAGGUGUCAAGUGAGGGAGGACUGGGGAAGAGAAUAGGAAAUUCAGACAAAGAGGAGAGACGUGGAGAGGGAGAGCUUGCAAACAACAAAGAACAUCUCAGCUUUAGGUCCUUUGAAAAGGCCAGACUUGGUCACUCUCUCUCUGAUUACUUGUAUUUCAAGCACAGGAACAAGAGUUUGAAGGAAUUGCUGGAAAGAAAAAUGGAAAAACAAACAAUGCUUAUAGGCAUUUAAAAUGGACAUUUCAAAACAGCUGGAAAAUGGUAACCAGACAGAUUUUUAACACGAAUUGUAAGCUACUAAAGCCUGGAAGUCUGUAGUAGUAUUUAGAAAUAAAUAAGCCAAAUUAUUAAAAAUAAUUUAGGGUAAAACACAUACAUUACAAGAAUAAAGCAGCUUGAGGUCACCAAGAAAUGAAAUAGAUAUUGAAAAAUAACAGUUUUAUAUUUAUCCAUUUAAUGUAUAACAGACAAUGGGUUGGGUACAGAAGUUUACUUCCUAUUAUAUGGGGAUAGAUACUUACAUGCAAUUUUCUACUUAGCAGAAAGCAACAUACUUUAGCAUCUGAUUUAUUAUCUGACUAAAUAUAUAUGAACACUUCUAACCAUAUCUCAAAAUAUCUGAGAAUACAAAAUAUUUCACAUUAUAAACCAGAGUACUAUUAAACAUGGCAUGCAUGAAAAUGCUGUCAACAUUCAGAACUAACACCGUCCAAAUACUUUUAAUUACUGAAGUGACUCUUAGUUCAACUACUUACAAUGAGAAAUGGGAAACAAAUCAUUAAGAAAUACUAAUGUCUUGGGAGGCAGUAAAGGACAGUUCUGUAAGGCUUUGAAAGGAGUGGAAUUCAUAACAAAAGCUAAUCCUCUGGCACAAGGAAUGUUCAUGUUUUGCAGUGUUUCAGCCAGUAUGGGAGUAUUCAGAAACUCUUGAAGUGAAAUAGCAUAGAUUGUGUUGACAUUUUUUUUUCUACUGCCUGCUCAGACCAAUACAUUUACUAGGGUGCAUCAGCAUGCAGCAUUCACAAUCUUACCAUAGUUACAUGUAACUCAGUAUGAGUCACUUAAAUGAAAAAAUUAUGCAGCUUUGCCAUUUAUCUCUUCAGUUUACCAUGACUAGUAAGGACAAUUUUGAAAUACACAGAUCCGAUUUUGUUUCAGAAUGUAAGAAUCAUCCUUAUGGAAUGAGCAGUACCUCACAGAGGAAGACCUUCCUCUUACCGGGGUCAGAAAUCUUCUCUUAUUAGACCUGAUCAGUGAGCUGCAGCCCUUUCAGCCAAAUUUCACUCAUGCUGUUUUUAUGGAGUCAAACUCAGCUUUUCAUUCUCUGAUUCCCAUACAGUUUUAAGUCUAUAACAAACCUGAAAAAAGCAUAUUCCAUUAAACAUUUAAUUGCAUGAAUACUUUGAACAGCAUAUUAGUUCCUGCAUCUUCAAGAAAGGCAAAAAGCCCUGAACCAUCCUCUUGCUCACAUGGAAAUAAAAAAAUUAAAUUAAUCAUAAAACUUGUCCUAUGUCCUUCAGACAACCCAGCUCAACAGGUUAAAAUCCAUGUGUGUGGUACAUCUCUUUCAAAUAUCACCACCUUCUUCACUUACUUGCCAAGUUUUUGAUUUGAAAUGUGUUGCAAUCGUGCUCUCUAUACAGCAAGUUGUAAUUAAAUAUAGUUAUCUACCUAUGGCUUGCUAAAACAAGUCAUACAGCUGCAGCUCUCUGCCCCUGUAAGAAAACACACACCUUGCAAGUUAAUGAUCCUCACACCUACCAGUUAAUCAGCAGGCGCAGGGCAAAUUCCUCAUUCCUCAUAUAAAACUGGAUUUGUGUAGUCCAAGGCUGUUGGCAGUGUUUUCCUUUUUCAAGGCUCAAAUGUUGCGUAACACAUGCAGAAAUUAAUGCAGAAAAAGUUGAUAAAAGAAAGAGUCACAUUCAGGUGACUUAAUCUUCUAAAUUAACUCUAUGUCUGAUGUGCAUCUAUUUUUAAAUAAAAAAAAAAUUCUGCCACAUUGAAGUGGAAGAUAGGUCACUGUAAGCCUAGAAUGUAAAAAGUCUUUGAAAGUGAGGUGUAUUUUAGAGGUACCUAGUCAUGUUUCUUCAGGGAUGAACUGUUCUGUCAUAAACAUUCCUCUUCCUUGCUUUAGCUGUAAGACAAUGCCUAUUGAAAAAGGAGCCGUUUUUCUUUCAAGGAAGACUGUGGUUAAGCAAAAAAAUUAGAAAAAUUUUUGAAUAACAAGUGAAACUGUACCCUUUCUUAGACUAUAGGGGAAAUGAUCAGGUAGAAAUUCAGCAUGGUCUAGUAGAUGGCCCCUCAGAAAAGGAAACAACUUCAGUUUACUUCUUGGCAUUAGCUUGUCUCUGCCAGACAGAUCUCCCAUGUGAGCAGGGAUGCAACCAAGAGCUGGGAGUCACUAACCCUUAGAAUUACCUCCCUCUUGGUCGUGUGGUUUCCAACCAUGCAUGGUUCAAGAUCAGUUUGCUCCACCUUUCCAGAUAUAUUAGCUCCCACCAUAAGAAGAACAAGCAAGGAAUCAGGAAUCUCUUGGCAGUUUCUAGAAAGGUGAUCAUGCAGGUGGUGGGAGUUUAGCAAGUCCUUCACUCCUGUGGUGUCUAAAACGGGAAAGUACACAGCCUUUCCAUUGCAAAGUCUCGUCUGUUAAUUGGAGAGUGUUAUGGGACAGCCAGACAACUCUCAUUAAGAAAGAAACAAAGUAUUACGUAUCAAUUGCAGUCCAGACAAAUGGAGCAAAGGAGAUAUUUUCAGCGGAGUUCAGCUCCCAGCCACUAAUAUCAAAGGAUGUAUUCCACCUGGGCUUCAGCAAAGCUUUUGAUACUAUCUCCCAUGGCAUCCUCCUGGAAAAGCUGGCAGCUCAUGGCUCGAGCAGAUGAACUCUUCAUUUGGGUAAAAACCUGUCCAUAAGGCUGGGCCCAGAGAGUGGUGGUGAGUGGAGAAAAGGGCAGUCAGCAGGCAGCCACCAGCGGUGCUCCUCAGGGGUCAGUACGGGAUCCAGCCCUGUGUGACAUCCUGAUUAAUCACCUGGAUGAGGGGAUUGAGCGCAGCCUCGGUCUGCUCACAGGUGACACCAGUCUGGGUGGGAGUGUUGAUCUGCUGGAGUUCAGGAAGGCUCUGCAGAGGGAUCUGCACAGGCUGGAUCAUGGGCUGAGGCCGAUGCUGUGAGGUUCAACAAGGCCCAGGGCUGGGUCCUGCCCUUGGGUCACAACAACCCCAGGCAGCUCCACAGGCUGGGGCAGAGUGGCUGGAAAGCUGCCCACAGGAAAAGGAGCUGGGGGUGCUGGUGACAGGGACUGAACAGGAGCCAGCAGUGCCCAGGUGGCCAAGAAGGCCAAUGGCAUCCUGGGCUGUGCCAGCAAUGGCAGCAGGGCAGGGAUUGUCCCCAUGUGCUGGGCACUGUUGGGGCCACACCUCAAAUCCUGUGUCCAAUUUUUGGCCUUUCACUCCAAAAAAAACAUGGAAGUGCUGGAGCAUGUCCAGAGAAGGGCAACAAGCCAGACAACAUCCCUGGAGGUGUUAAAGAAAUGACUGGAUGUGGCACUUAGUCUAAUUGACCAGGCGGUGAUUGGUCAAAGGUUGGACUUAAUGAUUUUAGAGGUAUUUUCUUACCUGAAUGUUUCUGUGAUUAUGUGAUUCUGCAGUUGCAAAAACUUUGUCUACUGGAAGCACUCGGUCCAGAGUUUCCUUUCCAGCCUUGUAGGAGAGUGUGCCAGGUGUGUCCUUAGGAAAGGAAAUCACUGCAGACAGUUCUGGGUUGUCUAAAUGGUUAAUCCAAGCUCCUUCAACCACACUCACUGCAAUCAAUUUACCCACUUCUACAGCUGCAGUUCUCACUGGACCAGAAACACCUGACAGAUACACACAUACAGACAGAUGGAAACCAGUCCCAGACUAGCAAGUCUCUUUGCAAGUCAUUCACAACAUGAACCCCUUUUCAUCGCAUUCUUUCUAGUAAGCAGAAUAUUUUUUCACAAUGAGACAUUGAGAUUCUGCCCAGUCACAAAGUCAUACUAAGCUAAUUCUCAAACACAUAAGUUUAAUUCUUGUUAGAAUAGUAAAAAACUCAUCUAAAACUGUAAAGUAUCAGUAAGAGAAAUUACAAACAAAAUUGUUUCUGAGGCAAGAAGACAGUGCCAAGUGACCCAAGCAAAGUGGUUAGGGGAUGACAGUCCUCCCUCCUGUAGAACAUUGUGCAAAUGGGUCUAAAACACUUGUUAUGGUGUCUUAGGGGCCUCAAGGGACAAAUUAAAAGUGAAAUAACAGCCUUUAUUGUGAAGCACCUUGCUUUUCAAACAUAAGUUAUUUUCACACUAUUUACAUUGGCACCGCUUUGGGAACAGACAGUAACAGCCUUUGCUUUUUAAUAGCUUUGAAAAUGCUUUAGAGAAAUUUGCUCUCAUAAUGAAGCUAUUUCCCAUUUGUAAUUUUCAAGGGAUUAGCUUCCUUAUUUUGCCUUGUGUAGAGGCUCAGAAGUCCAAUAGAGACAUUGCCUGUGUCCUGGACAUUGGGGGAUAUAUUUUCUUCUUUUUCUCAUUCCUAAUGUGAGUUUAUCUAUUGUCUUCUAGCUAUGUCCUGGAAAAAAAAAAAUAUUUAUCUUACUAUUAUUCACUGUUAUUUGGGUUUUCACUUUAUGGGGCACAUGAAACUAAAGCCCAGUCUCUACCACCUCUAUAUAAAAACACAUCUGUACCAUUUCCCUGCAUUGUUUAUGCAGCCUUGUUUCAUCCUUUCAGAGAGCAUUACAACAAAUAAGAAUGGCUACAAACUUGCACAGCUGAGAUGAUUCCAGGAGUCAGGUUGAGGAAAGAUAAAUUUGCCCUAUCAUAAUGAGUUUGGGCAAGUGAAGGCAUGUGGUUUGUUAAAUUAGAGGCUUUUCUGAUGUUAAUGGCAGCAGGGAGAGUUCUGCAAGACAUGCUGGAGUACGGAGUAAGUGGAGGAAAAGCCAAAAUCUGGGCAAGUAAGGUUUAAGGGUGAAGAGAGGCGACGCAUUUACAGGGAAAGCAAAGUUGUACGUGACCCUGGAACAAGGUGUUUUCAGUCUGGCCACGAGGACUGAGCCAUCUCCUUGUGAAACUGAGUUUUCCUGGCUGCCAGACAGCCUUCAGCUUGCGACAGCAAAGACAGGUGCUCAGAAGCUCAAAGUAUAAAAUACUUUAUGAUAAUAUCAUGAAUAAAGUUUAUCUUGUGCUGUUUCCUGUAAAACAAGUUACUGGAAAGACCACAUAAUGCACCCACCUUUUUACAACUCUGUGUUUUUCUACUACCUAUCUUUUGAUUUCUCUCUUCAUAUGGUGCUGCUGGACUCUGCUGUUUUGAGUGUACAGUUAAGAAGUAAUAUAAGUACCGUAUUUAUUAUUCCUAGAAGUUUUAAUGAUUAUUAACAGUUUUGAAAAUGUCAUGUCUGCUUAGCUGAACAAGAUGUAACAGAGCUAACAUUUUGUACUCCUAACAGAUUUUGCAAAUAAUAUGGUGCAUAUUUAUUUCACUUAGAACAUUGUGUUCCUAUUUAAAGCCACAGCUCAUGAAGUGAACCAACUAUAUGUGAAUCUUCAGUUUCUGGCUUUCUAUCUCAAUAGCAAAACUAUGUAUGAUGUAUUGUAUUAAUUUAAGCAAAUAAAUAUGUACUGGAG
Messenger RNA from Hirundo rustica (Barn swallow), 7753 nucleotides. RefSeq names its product zinc finger protein 366 (gene ZNF366). Bases 151 to 2352 code for a protein of 733 amino acids. The transcript is spliced from 5 exons. The record is from RefSeq and is a predicted model, not a curated record. Lineage: Eukaryota; Metazoa; Chordata; Aves; Passeriformes; Hirundinidae. Gene Ontology annotation, biological process: regulation of transcription by RNA polymerase II. Gene Ontology annotation, molecular function: RNA polymerase II cis-regulatory region sequence-specific DNA binding; DNA-binding transcription factor activity.